UCGAUAUCAACCUAAACAUCGAAAAACUUCUGAAAACAUCGCUAAAAAAGUAUCGAUGCUCGAUGCAUCAGCAUCUCUAGAUCCAGCCAUCAUCCAAUAUGUUUACGCUGAAUAAAAGUUUAUUUAUAAUUAAUUGCUGAGCUUUUCGAUGGCUGCCGCCGCCCAUUUGGAAGAGCAGGCAGUUCCAGCGGAUCCCGCCAGCGACUGGCAUCUGUGGUGUCGACUAUGCGCCAAUGAUGACAUCCAGGGCAACAUGAAUGUGUUUCUCAAAAACGAUGGGGACGCAUCUUCCGGGGAUCUCUCACUGGCCACCGCCAUCGGCAAGUACUUUUGGGUGAAUAUAUCACGAGGUGAGGACUUGCCGGAGAUGAUAUGCUGCGAGUGCCUUACGCUUGUCACUUCGCUGGUGAACUUCUCGGAACGCAUUACCCGCGUCCAAAAGCUGUUCUGCAUCCUGCAGAGUGCCUCGGGUAAAGAUGUGUCGCUGAAUGUCCAGGAGCUGCGCUCCAAAUUCGGCCUGCUUGAGGAGGCGCCAGGAACGGAGGUUCACUACGUGGAUGAGAAACCCAAGUUGGGGAUACAAGUGGGUUUGCUGCCAGAGGAGCCGGAGCUUCUUGAAGAACUUGAAAACCCCUUGACUCCGGAGGGAGAACAUGAGGAGCAGGCCGCGGAACAAGGCGAACAGGGAGGGCCUUCAGGAUCUGACAAUCAGGAUCCAGUCUAUGAAGCCGACGAUGAUGCUGCACUGGUUAAACUAUGCGAUGAAUAUGACUUUCCUGAGCAUAGUUCCUCCUCUAAAGAAGAAGAAGGCGGCCGCCUCACCCUCUCCCCCCACAAGCAAGAGAAAGCUGAGAAAUGUGAGCUAGAUUCCGAUCCCGAUCCCAAUAAAAGCCACCAGUGCAGUAGAUGCUUGCGAACAUAUGUCACCGCCAGGUCGCUGCACAGGCACAUGCGCCAGGAUCACUGGAAGGCCGAGUCAGCUGGCUCUGACCUGUUCACCUGCACGGAGUGCUCCAAGAAGUUCCGCACCCACUACCAGCUGGAGCGGCACAGUCAACGUCACCUGCCCCUGACCGUUGCCAAGCCAAAGCAGCAUGCCUGCAACAGUUGCGACAAGAAGUUCGCAAGCAGCGCUUCCGCCACACAACAUGCCCAGUACAUGCACCUGGACGAACGGCCGAGACCAGUGAUCUGUGAACAGUGCGGCGUCGGCCUCCAUUCGAUGAGCGCCCUAAAGGAGCACGUGUUAAAGCAUACGGACUACGCCCCCUUCGAGUGUGAUGUGUGCAAGAAAUGCUUCAAGUCAGCCAACCGCCUGAAGCACCACAAGGAGACGCACGAUCCGCACAAGUAUAUCUGCCCCGAGUGUGGCAUGCAGCUGAACUCCCGGCCCACGUUAAAUCGACACCGGUUAGUCCACACCGAUCAAAUGCAGCACAAGUGCGACUACUGCGGCAGGGAGUUCAAGCGAGCCAAGGCGCUAAAAAACCAUCUCAUCCUGCACACUGGACUAAAACCCUACUCAUGCGACUUCUGUGAUCGCACCUUUGCCAAUGGCUCAAACUGUCGCACGCACAAGAAGAAGGCGCAUCCCGAGGAGCUGGCGGCCCAGGAGGCGUCGGGUGGAGGCAAAACCUACAACAGGAAUAUACCGAAACUAGAGGCACUCAAGGCAUUCACCAAAAACAAGGACAACUUGUCACCGGUAGCAACCAAACAGAGCGGCUGUUUCGCCUUCGGAAAAAAACCCAAGCCACCGGUCAAGGGGAAUGACAGCAAUCUCAACUUCAAAACGGAUCGCAACGCUUCCCUUCAAGAGUCAGAGUCUGAGCCAGCGCCUGAGCUCUCAGCUCAACCUGAUCCUUCAGAAUCGGCUAUAUCCACGAUAGACAAUAUAUACAACCACAUCAUGAUUGAAUAUCGCUAGGCCCAACUAUUACUAUUGCAAUGACUAUGGACUAUCUUGUUUUUUGUAAAUUUUUCUUUAAAUAUCAUCUACAUUUACUACUACUUACCAAUAUCUUUACUUGCAUUGUUAAUGUAAGGAGACAGGCAGGCCUAUUUAUAAACUUAAUAUUAAUAAUA
Molecule: messenger RNA, 2085 nt
Organism: Drosophila kikkawai
Lineage: Eukaryota; Metazoa; Arthropoda; Insecta; Diptera; Drosophilidae
Product: zinc finger protein weckle
Biological process (GO): regulation of transcription by RNA polymerase II
Cellular component (GO): nucleus
Molecular function (GO): zinc ion binding; RNA polymerase II transcription regulatory region sequence-specific DNA binding; DNA-binding transcription factor activity, RNA polymerase II-specific
Source: RefSeq, a predicted model, not a curated record